Molecule: messenger RNA, 558 nt
Organism: Necator americanus (New World hookworm)
Lineage: Eukaryota; Metazoa; Nematoda; Chromadorea; Rhabditida; Ancylostomatidae
Exons: 1
Coding region: 1-558 (185 amino acids)
Source: RefSeq, a predicted model, not a curated record
AUGAUGUCGACAGCUCACAAAUGCGAGCAAACUCCAAUGCGUGAUGAUUCCACAGCAGUGAGAAUCGACGAGCAAACGAAACCCCCUGAAGAUCAUGUCGAAGAGGACUUAUUGGACCUAGAUGGCGAAGAGGUGCAAAGUCAACCGAAUGUGCAAGUCCACCAAGGAGACGAACCCUCGGAGCACCUGAAGGAUAAAGAGACAUCGAAAAACGCUGGAAGAAAAGAUAAUGAUGAAAUGCAAAGGUCAACGUCGAGAUCGCCUCACUGCAAUGUUCAAAGACGAAAGAAAUGGAUAAGAGGUCGCAUGGCAGAGCUCCUUCAGCAAAUUAAGAAAUCAUCACGAACGCCAAACCGAAUCUUCUCGCGCCAUAGCAGUUUGCGCAACGGAGACCGCUUCCUGAGAUGUGCCUUCUGCGACGUCAAGGGCCAACACUACAGUGACAGCUGUCCGACGUACAGAACAGCAAAAGAACGCCAGAGGAUGGUCAGAUGUACACGCUAUCUGGACACACUCCACCGAGCCUCGGAAUGCCGUAUGGGAGUAUCACGAACGUGA